Pelmatolapia mariae (spotted tilapia) is the source of this 4533-nucleotide messenger RNA. Its product is annotated as phospholipid-transporting ATPase ID-like. The transcript has 28 exons. NCBI's taxonomy places the organism in Eukaryota, Metazoa, Chordata, Actinopteri, Cichliformes, Cichlidae. The coding region runs from base 159 to 3782 and encodes 1207 amino acids. The record is from RefSeq and is a predicted model, not a curated record. Gene Ontology annotation, cellular component: trans-Golgi network; plasma membrane. Gene Ontology annotation, biological process: phospholipid translocation; Golgi organization. Gene Ontology annotation, molecular function: ATP hydrolysis activity; ATP binding; magnesium ion binding.
GGAAAACAUUAUCUCUCAAUCCUUCACGUAGUUGGGAUACUUUUUUUCCACUGUCGAAGAGGGAGGGAAGCCAUAGCUCAGACUGCACCUCCACCAAGCCAGGACGCACGAUCGGUAUGAUGGGCAGAUAGCAGGAGGAGGAAGAAGAGGAAAAGAAGAUGUCAUUCUUUGGGCUGGACUGUGUCAGGAAGAAAGAGAGGGAGCUGGAAAGGAAAAUCAGAGCAAACGACCGCGAGUACAAUCUCUCCUUUAAAUAUGCGACAAAUGCCAUCAAAACCUCCAAGUACAACUUCUUCACCUUCCUACCUCUCAACUUGUUUGAGCAGUUCCAGAGGAUUGCUAACGCUUACUUCCUGUUCCUGCUGGUGCUCCAGGUGAUUCCUCAGAUUUCCUCGCUGUCCUGGUUCACCACUGUCGUCCCCCUGAUCCUCGUGCUGACGGUCACCGCUGCCAAGGAUGGAACUGAUGAUAUUAAUCGCCACAGGAGCGACAAUCGAGUUAACAACCGAAAAGUCCAAGUCCUUAUUGAUAGAAAGCUACGGAGUGAGAAAUGGAUGAAUGUCCAAGUGGGAGACAUCAUCAAACUAGAAAACAACCAGUUUGUUACAGCAGACCUCUUGUUGCUCUCCAGCAGUGAACCACUCAACCUUGUGUACAUUGAGACUGCAGAACUCGAUGGAGAGACUAACCUAAAGGUGAGACAGGCCCUCCCAGUGACGGGAGACCUGGGGGAUGAUAUUGAAAAACUGGCAGAUUUUAAUGGGGAGGUCCGCUGUGAACCCCCCAACAACCGCCUCGACCGCUUCACAGGAGUGCUGACCUUCGCAGGUCAGAAAUAUUCACUUGACAAUGAGAAAAUCCUGUUGCGAGGCUGCACCCUGAGGAACACUGAGUGGUGCUUUGGACUGGUGCUAUUUGGAGGUCCAGAAACAAAGCUGAUGCAAAACUGUGGGAAGAGCACGUUCAAGAGGACCAGUAUAGACCGUCUAAUGAAUAUCUUAGUCAUCUUUAUUUUUGGUUUCCUAGCCUUCAUGUGCACUGUUCUGGCGAUAGGAAACUACAUCUGGGAAAAAAAUGAGGGCUCACAGUUUACUGUCUUCCUGCCAAGGCUGGAGGAUGAUCCUGCUUUCUCGUCCUUCCUCACAUUCUGGUCCUACGUCAUCAUCCUCAACACCGUGGUGCCCAUCUCUCUCUAUGUGAGUGUGGAGAUCAUCCGUCUGGGGAACAGCUUCUACAUCGACUGGGACAGGAAAAUGUACUAUGCCCGCAAUGACACCCCUGCUGAGGCUCGUACCACCACUCUGAACGAAGAGCUCGGCCAAAUCAAAUACGUCUUCAGUGACAAAACAGGAACACUCACCCAGAAUAUCAUGAUCUUCAACAAGUGCACUAUUAACGGCAAAUGCUAUGGAGAUGUUUAUGACUACACAGGCCAAAGACUAGAAAUUAAUGAGUAUACAGACACAGUAGACUUCUCCUUCAAUCCGUUAGCCGACUCUCGGUUCGUCUUCCACGACCAUUCUCUGGUGGAGGCGGUGAAGCUGGAGAACCCGGAGGUCCACGCCUUCUUCAGGCUGCUGGCUCUCUGCCACACUGUCAUGGCCGAGGAGAAGAAAGAAGGAGAGCUUUUCUAUCAGGCCCAGUCGCCAGAUGAGGGGGCUUUGGUGACCGCAGCCAGAAACUUUGGAUUUGUCUUCCGCUCACGAACACCAGACAGUAUUUCCAUCGUGGAAAUGGGAAAGCAGUGCAACUAUGAACUCCUGGCCAUCCUGGAUUUCAACAAUGUCCGCAAAAGGAUGUCAGUCAUAGUGAGGAGUCCAGAGGGCAAGCUGUCUCUUUACUGCAAAGGUGCCGACACAAUCAUCUACGAAAGGCUGCACCAGUCCUGCAGCAAGCUGAUGGAUGUCACCACAGAGCAUCUUAAUGAAUUUGCAGGGGAUGGGCUGCGGACUCUGGCUCUUGCUUACAAGGAUCUGGAUGAGGAGUACUUUAACCAGUGGAUACAGCGCCACCAUGAGGCCAACACUGCACUGGAGGAUAGAGAGGGCAAACUGGACCAGUUGUAUGAGGAGAUAGAGAAGGAUCUCCUGCUGCUUGGAGCAACAGCCAUAGAGGACAAGUUGCAAGAUGGAGUACCUCAGACUAUUGAGCAGCUCUCUAAGGCUGACAUUAAAAUCUGGGUUUUGACCGGUGACAAGCAAGAAACCGCAGAGAACAUUGGUUACUCAUGCAACUUGCUACGGGAAGAGAUGAAUGAUGUCUUCAUCAUCUCGGGCAACUCACUUGAGGAUGUCCGGCAGGAACUGAGAAAUGCCCGAACCUCCAUGAAGCCAGAUGCAGCUGAGAAUUCAGUGUUUUUACCCGAAAUGGAUAAAGGUGUGAAAGUGGUCACAGAUGAGGUGGUGAAUGGGGAGUAUGGCCUGGUCAUCAAUGGACACAGUUUGGCAUACGCUUUGGAGCACAGCCUGGAGCUGGAGUUCCUGAGGACGGCGUGCAUGUGCAAAGCAGUGAUCUGCUGCAGGGUGACUCCUCUGCAGAAAGCUCAGGUGGUCGAGCUGGUCAAGAAGUACAAGAAGGCAGUCACACUGGCAAUUGGAGAUGGAGCCAAUGAUGUCAGCAUGAUCAAAGCGGCUCAUAUAGGUGUGGGCAUCUCAGGCCAGGAGGGCAUGCAGGCUGUGCUGUCCAGCGAUUACUCCUUUGCCCAGUUCCGUUUCCUGCAGCGCCUCCUGCUGGUGCACGGCCGUUGGUCCUACCUGCGCAUGUGCAAGUUCUUGCGCUACUUCUUCUACAAAAACUUCACCUUCACCUUCGUCCAUUUCUGGUUUGCCUUCUUCUGUGGUUUCUCUGCGCAGACUGUGUAUGAUGAGUGGUUUAUAACGCUCUACAAUCUGAUGUACACAGCACUACCUGUACUGGGAAUGAGUCUAUUUGAUCAGGAUGUGAAUGACGUGUGGAGUUUCCAGCAUCCUCAGCUCUAUGUUCCAGGUCAACUCAACCUGUACUUCAGCAAGAAGUCCUUCUUCAAAUGUGCCCUCCACAGCUGCUACAGCUCCUUGGUGCUCUUUUUUAUCCCCUAUGCUGCUAUGUAUGACACAGUGAGGGAUGAUGGGAAGGACAUCGCUGACUACCAGUCCUUCGCCCUCCUCACUCAGACAUGUCUGCUGUUUGCCGUCAGCAUCCAGCUGGGGUUUGAGAUGUCCUACUGGACGGCAGUUAACACGUUCUUCGUGUUGGGAAGCCUGGCGAUGUACUUUGCUGUCACAUUCACCAUGUACAGUAACGGCAUGUUCACCAUAUUGCCAUCAGCCUUCCCUUUCAUAGGAACAGCACGAAACUCCCUGAACCAGCCCAACGUUUGGCUGACGAUCUUCCUCACUUCCAUCCUGUGUGUCCUUCCCGUCAUCACCAACCGUUUCCUGAUGAUUCAGCUCUGCCCUACCAUCAAUGAUAAGGUUAUGUUCAAAGUGAGGCAGGCCAAAGCAACACCUGCUCCACCAACUCGACGUGCCCGCAUCCGUCGCACCAGCUCCCGCCGUUCGGGCUACGCCUUCUCGCACGCACAGGGCUAUGGGGACCUGGUGACAUCGGGUCGGUUCCUGCGGCGUCCUGCCCUGACACGAUCUGCCGGUUUCACCCACGCAGGCCGCACCACUACUAGCUUCAGUCCAAUGGGACGAUCGGCCGGUUACAGCCCAACGGGACGUCCUCAGAAUAACAAGGUCCCAGACGUGGAGGUGACUUCCCUGCAGAUGUAUAGGACAAUCACAGAUUCUGCUCCCUGAUGGACAGCACAUUUAGGACUCUUUGGAGAAAUUUGGGAGAAAAUAAUUAACUACUGACUGGAGAGCUACAUGAUGUUGGCAGCCAGAAGUGUUCAAAGGUCCUAUUUGUUGCAAUGAAGAGCUUGCUUGGGCUUUCCAGAGAAGUUCAUGUCAAAGAUUUUUCAUACCUGCCCGACACAGAAGACGAGGUUUGAAGAGUACAUGACUUUAGCUCCUUACAUUUUUCUCUGAAAUGGUGUCAUCAAAGGGAACUACAGCAACAAAUGUAGCCACUUAUGAUGGUAUAUGAAUCGUCUUCUUAAGAUGCCAGCGGAUGAGAGGGUGAUUAAUGAAAGCUUUCUGUCAAUAUAGAUAACAACGGGGUGCUUUGUCUUCAAAUAGGACAGGAAACAAUAUGUCAUCAUGUUUACAGGCUACCCAGUCUAUCUGGGAGUCCAGCUGGAAAGCAGUGUUUGGAGAGGACAUAACGAGCAAAGCCAUGUUGCACAAGAUAUUGACUUUUUAAAAUCUUUUUAAAGCAUUUUAUUUUCUUAAUUUGAAAGCUGUACAAGCCGUCAGCACUUUGGCUGUGUCACAGUGGCAGUGAGGAAUAACCAAACAUAUCAUAAACUGCUUCUUCUAAUACAAUACCAUAUUAAGGGCCCAGGGGUGGAUUGGGGUGUAAUAUUUAGAGAAGAAAACUUUACAAGAAAAAUGUCGAGGAAUCGCAUCACUUAACUUUAAGGUUUGGUAAAACCAAAAAGUCACAGAA